CCCAGCCUGUCCAUUCGUCACAGCAAACAGAUCGAUGCAUGCCGCUCCUCAUUUUGGUAGAAUUUCAUUAAGCCUCUUUGUUAUGGGACAUUAUCUACCAAACACAUGCUUUGCCGGCUUUGUGCUUGUGUCCAAGUUGCAGUGUUCAUCUUUGACAUAACCAUUCAAACAUGCCGUCCAUUAGGCGUUCUCACAGUGGGGGUGUAUUUUUAGAGGAAAGCAGGCGAAACCAACACCGGUAGGUUGAUGCUUCCUUUAAACAAACCAGCUUCUCACUGUUACCUAAAACCUGACACGUCUGGUGUUUUGUAAAUGGUUUUGUUUCUUUUGUCUUCAUUGAGUUGGGAAAGAGCCACAGAAAAUAGAAGGCACCGUUAAAAAAACAAACGACAGGUCAUUGGACGAAGCUUCGGUCUGUCAAAUCCUUUAGCCAAUCACAUAACUCAAAUGACGUAAUGUGUGAAUACUUAAGGUACUCCUGGCCCUAAUCCUAAAUUGAUAGGUCUUCAAAUAUGCCGUCAAGGCGAAGAUUUACGGAGAUGGCCGAAGCAGCGUUUAGUGGGUUAGGGAAAAACACAGCAUCAAGAGGCAUCGCAGAGAGGGAAGUGCCUCACAUACGUCUGGUUGGUGAUUCCGAUGUGGAGGAAAUAUACAUAUUUGGGAAAAAGUUGGGCCACGGUAGUUAUGGGGUGGUGUAUGCAGCCACACACAUUAAAACACAGAGCCGAUGGGCCAUCAAAACUGUUUGCAAGGCAGAGCCAGGAAGUACAAAAAUCAAAAUGCUGGAGCAGGAAAUCAAAAUACUCAAACAUGUCUACCACCCUCACAUAUUACGUUUGGAGGAAAUCUAUGAAACUGCUCAGAUGACAUAUUUGGUUACUGAGCUGUGUGUUGGAGGAGAACUGAAGCAGGCUUUACAACAGAAAAAGUUAUUUCCAGAGGAGGAAGCAAAACACAUCAUCGGCUGUUUAGCUGACGCCAUCACUUACCUUCACAAAAAAAACAUAAUGCAUCGGGAUUUGAAACUUGAGAACAUUCUUGUGAAAAACUCUCUUGAUGAAUGUAAUGGCAAGCUUGAUAUCAAGGUGGCAGACUUUGGAUUAUCAGUGAAGACCUUGGGUGUUGGAAGUGAAAACAUUCUUUUUGAAGUUUGCGGGACUCCAAUCUAUAUGGCACCUGAAAUGAUGAGCCAACGUGGAUACACACACUGGAUUGAUAUGUGGAGCGUUGGAGUCAUUACGUAUAUUUUGCUUUGUGGGGAGCCUCCAUUUGUGUCCAAAACAAAAGAAACCCGCCUUAAGGAGAUUAAAACAAUAGGAGUCAGAUUUUCCUCACCUAUCUGGGACACAAUCAGUGAUGCAGCAAAAACAGUAGUGACGUGCCUCCUGAAGGCAAACCCUGCAUACCGCAUGUCAGCUAAUCAGCUGCGAGACAACUCGUGGAUUACAGGGGACACUAACACGCCCGCAAUGCCCCUCAAUGCACUCGAGAUGAUGCACAACUUCCACGAGCAGGAGAAGAGUACACAAGAGCCUGAAGAAAGCCAGAACUGCGAUUCUGUUGCCAGGACCUCUUCACCGGCUUCGUCACAGACUGAAAGCAACAGCAUGAGUCACUCGGAUCUAAGUGACACUUCCUGCACACCUUCGACAUCCACUAAGCUGACAAAAAAAGUGUGCAGUAGUCAUCAUCUACAGGACAAAUGUAAAAGCUCAUCUUCAGCCCUAAAUCAUCCCACCACACCACAGCUGCAUUGACUCUGGACUUGAUGAAACACAGUGGACCAACACCAGAAGCUGACAUGGCUCCCCAAACCAUUGCUGACUGUGGGAACUUCACACUGGAUUUCAAGCAACUUGGAUUUUGCUCCUCUCCAGCCUUCCUCCAGACUCUAGCGCCUUGACUUCCAAAUGAAAUACAAAACUUGCUUUCGUCUGAAAACAGGACUCUGGACCACUCUGCAACUGUCCAGUACUUCUUUUCCAUAGCCCAAGUCAGACGCUUCUAGAGAUUUUUUUUUUACUUGGUCUGAGGAAAUAUUCAAAUUUUUUGAGAUAUGAUUUUUGAGUUUUCUUAAACUUUAUGCCAUAAUCAACAAUAUUAAAAUAAUAAAAGGCUUGCAAUAUUUCAGUUGAUGUGUAAUGAAUCCAGAAUGUAUGACAUUUUUGUUUUUUUAAUUGCAUUACAGAAAAUAAAGAACUUUAUCACAAUAUUCUAAUUUUCUGAGACAGUCCUGUAUAUGCGUGCCAAGGCGGGCAGCACGCCAAGGCCGGGACUAGGUGAAAAUUUGCCAGUGAUACUCAAACUUGCUUUAUAAAUAAUAUAUUUAUUUAAAUAAAGCAUUUAUUCUCCUCUGUUGACAGCAGUUUUGGCACUAGGAAUUUUCAAAAUGGGGUCCCAGGGACCCCAUCAAGUCAUAAAAAUGGAGUCCCACAGUAAAUGUUUGGGGUCUCACUUUUUUGUAAGCGUUUUGAAAAAAAAUUAUAAACGUAUGCAUUAUCCUGUUAUAUCUCACAUUCUAUAUUGUGUUUUGGAAAAAGGUUGACAUAAACGUUACAUAAUUCAUUAAAAAAAAUUAUAAAAAAAGAAAACAAAUGUGUAUACAUAUGUAAAUGUAUUCAGUUAUAAACAUUCAUUCACUUUCUUCUUUCCUUCAUGGAUCUAAACUUUACCGCUGCUGGUAAUUUUUUCUAUGUUUUUAUUUAAUAAGUUGUAGGUGUAUUUAUUUCAGUAUAAAAGUGUAAAAAGUGUUUUGCUUCGGUCAUGAAAUGAUGAUAAUGGUGUGCCAGGGCAUACAUACAUUUUAUAUUUAAUGUUUAAAUCCCUGGAGUCUACAUCGACUUCAGAUCUAUCCCUCAUUUCAAAAUGUUUUCGUUUUUUUUAUGUUGUUUUUCUGUUUGUUUGUUUUCCGCCCUUUUUGUCAAACAAAACUAUGUUUUUAAUGGCAAACACACAAAAUACACAAAAUCUUCCACCAAAAAUAUUUUUCAAAGUGGAAUAUUUGAUGUGACGUAAUCGGAACCUUAAAUAGGUCAAUAAUUCAUAAUAACAUUGAUUUUGAUUCAAUAUUAUGUUUUGAGCAAUGACAGUUUGAAAGAAAAAAAGACAGCUUUGUUUUAUUAGUCAACAUUGCAACUUUUUCUAAAUUACAUUUAACCUUUAAGCUUUUUUAUUUCACUUUUGUUAUGUUUUUGUUUAUUUUAAUAGUAUUUUUAGAAUGUGGACCUUUAAAACAUUAGCUGUAGGCCGCAAAUGGCCUCCGGGGCACACUUGUGACACCCCUGCUAUAGAUAAUAAAAAAUUAAAUCUGAUAAAUCUAUCAAUAAAAAGCAGAGCCUGGCGACGCAUGCGCGUUUAUCAUAACGCACAGUCAGCAUCUCUGCUUCAGUAAACAAUGACGGUGAUGAUGUCACUGUCAGCGAUGCUAACUUGUCAGCCACUUCUUCAAGAGACUCCUUUUGAACACUCCUCGCACAUUAACACUUCAAAAGGCAAACAAUUGCCCCGUUUUUUGACCUGCAAAGUAUGUUUUUGGAGUGGAGGAGUCUGCUCGGGUGCUGGUUAGUUUGAAGCCAACAGCUAACCUGUCUCCAUUCUCGAACAAUGUGGAUCCAGCGGGAGAUAAAAGUGAAGUUUCCAUGGACUCACAAAGACUAAAAUAACUCAUUUACUGGAGUUAAAAAUGUUGACUUUACACUCACCUUAGUGUUUACCAUGAAGUCUUUAUUUUGACAGCCCCUCGCGGUAAACUUGUCCGAGUGCAAACUGAGGCAGUAUUUGUCAUUGAUAAAACUUUCGGCGAAUCAAAAUAAAAACGCAAUAAACGGGGACGGAAAUAUAAACACAUAUAAACAAAACAAAACACUGGCGGAAAGCGAUAAUCGAUACAAUAAAAAAAACAAGCAAACCGGAUGUCUUGUCUGUCUCUCCACUCCCUUUACCAUGAAUUGAUUAAUGUGGACCCCGACUUAAACAAGUUGAAAAACUUAUUCGGGUGUUACCAUUUAGUGGUCAAUUGUACGGAAUAUGUACUGUACUGUGCAAUCUACUAAAAAAAGUUUCAAUCAAUCAAUCCCUCGCUCUCUCUGUCUCUGCCCAUCCCUCACGAAUGCUGCUGCGUGCACACACCUUGGUGGGGGAGGGGCGUUGUG
This is a messenger RNA of Nerophis lumbriciformis (worm pipefish), 4151 nucleotides long. RefSeq names its product serine/threonine kinase 33 (gene stk33). Lineage: Eukaryota; Metazoa; Chordata; Actinopteri; Syngnathiformes; Syngnathidae. Gene Ontology annotation, molecular function: protein kinase activity; ATP binding. The record is from RefSeq and is a predicted model, not a curated record. Gene Ontology annotation, biological process: protein phosphorylation.